Messenger RNA from Aspergillus nidulans FGSC A4, 1401 nucleotides. RefSeq lists its product as uncharacterized. The transcript has 6 exons. Bases 1 to 1401 code for a protein of 466 amino acids. NCBI's taxonomy places the organism in Eukaryota, Fungi, Ascomycota, Eurotiomycetes, Eurotiales, Aspergillaceae. The record is from RefSeq and is a predicted model, not a curated record.
AUGUACUGGGACUUGGGUGUACUCUUGGUACACUGCCGGUGCGGCCUUGCCGGUCAUGCAGCGACUGGACCCCUAUGCCUACGAGCUAGUAUCGGGUCCGAGUUAAGGUUCGAAGCUAUCGGAUCCGAUGUAGUGUCAUUGGACGUCAGUUUUAGACUUUUGGAUAAGCUCCAAUCAGAGGGUGCAAGACUAGCCAUCGCGGAGCAGGCCCUCCACUCCGCGAGCGGGUUUCGCUCCGUCUGUCCGGCGAUUCCAGACUUUAGUUCGACCCUUUCGACUUCUGGCCGCAAAACGUUCAGUUUGUUUCAGCGCGUUUGUGGAACUUCCCCAUGGGGAAUUGCGGAGAGAGUUUGGCCCCCUUCGCCUUGCGCCCCACGAGAAAAGGGAAGCGACCUUUAUAUUCCCAGCGAAACUCGAUCAAAGGCUCACGCAUCUCCUCUCGUCACCCUUGCAGCCGGAUCACAGUAUCGCCAUAUAAUAUGUGAUAACAGCACUAUGACAAGCUCGAUCAACAGUCGUCCGGCCGCCGGCGCAGUGGCGCAUUCUAGCCUUGCGAGGAGAACUGUUGGACGCCCGGAUGACGACCCUGCUGCUCUGGUCCUGGAAGCCUGGUCCCAAGGGCUUAUGACGGGGUCACUAGUCAUUAUGGCUGCUGUUACCUUUGCAAACAUGCGGCCGGGCGUCCUGCUACAUAAGUUGAUCUUACUUGAGCUGAUUCUGGCCAUGGCCCACGGAACAUUUAUAUUCGCGCCAGAACCUGUAUACGGCUGGUACCUAGCCUCAACAGCGAUCGGCCUGAUCAUAUCGUGGUCCUUGCACAAUGUAAUCGCCUGGAUGAAGAACCGGCCGUUUAUGGGUCGCAAGCUUUCCCUUUUCUACGUCGGCACCAUUGUCCUGGCUCAGCCAUACUGGGUGGCCGAGAUUUACGCAAACUUUGCCUAUUUUAACAACAUAAAUCUUACCGUUUACCAGAAAAUCCGUCCCUGGGAAGCCUUAUUUCGUCUCAUCAGCAUGACGGUGACUGCCUCAGCUAACCACGGCUGGACAAGUGAUCCUUGGUGGAUUUACACCACAUGCAAUAUCUUCUGGGUCGUCAAGACACACUACAACUUUGGCAUCCUUGAGCUGGUGCGCGAAUGCCCUCGCUUUGGGCUCAUGCUGGCCUCCAUGUGUCUCUCCAUUGUGUUCAUUGUCUUAGACGUGAUCAGCGUGACUGGAGCCCUCGACGCUGCCAUGCCGCUCGGCAUCAACCCGUUUUGGAAACUAUGCUUCACGUUCAAGUGCUUGUGCGAUACGAUUAUUCUCGACGAUUUCAAGACAGCGCUCGAUAAGCUUAGUGCUCGAUGGCUAGCGAGGAAUGGGAUGAAUGGGGCAACCGCCCCUUUGUCCGCAAUAGAAUAA